AUGCAGCCGCAAGGCAAGGUGCAGCUGGGGGGGUCAUUGCCCUGCAUCACCGACCCCAAUCUCGUGACUCUGGACGGCGACGACGAGGACAACGCCACAACGGCGCACCUGCCGCACUGGGAGCGGCAGCAAAUCAAGUGGCGAGGCCUGCCCAAGGACGCCGCCCAGCUGGGGCACCUGGAGCCUGCACCAGGCGGCUGGCUGCUGCGCAGGGACGAAACUGGCAACGUCGACGUGGCCGUGCUGCGGCUGAGAGUGCUCAUCAUGACCACCGGCACAGCGCCCGUGCCUGAUGAGGUGGCGGAUGUGCUGCUGAACCCCGAGGGGCGCGAGCUGCCUCAACAUGUGCCUGUGGCCAUCAGCCAAUACACCAGCGGCAGGAUCACGGUUGGCACAGCCAGCCUGACGCUCAACAUGGGGGACACAGACGCGGGGCCGCUGCGCAUGGUCAACGUGGCGAAUGUGCGCGCCCAGCUGGAGGCCAACCAGCCCGGGUGCUGGCUGGCCGUGAGGCGGCGCAAGGGUCUGCUGAUGGCGACGUGGUACCCUGCCGCCGCCCUGACCGCAGCACAUCAGCAACAGCAGCAGCAGCCGCAGGUGCUGCGCCAGCUCUCUCGGAGCAGCUCUUUCGCGGUGGGUGCCGCGCCGGCGGCUCCUGCCGCUGCCGCUGCGCCAGCUGCUGCUGCACAGGCCUCCAUCAUCAAGGAAUCCGGGUGCAGCCUGCCCAAGGACCUGGCCGCCGGCUUCUUCCGCCUGACCAGGGACAACGCCGCCGAUGCCAAGAUGUACAUUGUGCCUGCUGAGAGAGUGGAUGCUGCUGGCGGGCUGGCCCCUGGCACGGUGCACCUGCUGCGCUACAAGGUCAACGAGUCCAGCCAGUACAAGGUGACAGGGCUGAGCACCUUGCUGGCGUGCCCUGGGGGCAAGGUGCCACCCAACACGUGGCUGGUGCUGGCGCGUGCUCCCUGCGGAGGCGUGGCCGCCUGCACCUUCCCACCAGGCUCAGCGGAGGCGCAGGUGCUCGAAGCCGCCGGCAAGGGGCGCGGCGCGGCUGGCAAGCGCAAGGGCGCAGAUGAGCAGCAAGCCGCCGCCGCCCCUGCAAUGCGGCAGCGGCAAUCGGGAGGGGGGGAGGAGGAGGGGGAGCAGCAUGACAGCACCUCCGAUGCCGCCGGCAUGGAGGAUGCUGGUGGGCAGCAGCUGGCGCCGGGGAGAGGCGAGGCAGAUGCCUGGCAGGGAGAGGGACAGGGGCGGGGCACUACGGCCACAGAGGCGGCGGCCACUGCAGAAGCAGUCGCGGCGACCAGCCCGCUUGUUGAGAGUCAACCUGCUAGAGGCAGGCAUAGGGUCGGGCGGCAGGGGCUGCGCCGCUCCAAGCAGCAGGAGCAGCGCCGCCCCAGGCAGAUGGAGCUGGUGGUGGGCAGGCAUGCGUCGGUGCCAUUGCGGCAGCAGCCAGACGCCAGGCGCAUGCCCGUUCCAGAUGCAGCAGUGGCGGCCGCGGCUCAGGACGAAGUCGAAGCAGCAAUUGCUGCUGCCAUGCACGUGCAGCUGCAGCAGCAAGGGGCAGCAGCAGCGGGGCAAGCCGUGCCGGGGCCUGCCUCUGCCGCCGCCGCCGGCCAGCAUGAGCAGCAGGGUCAGCAGGCAGUGGGGCAGCAGGCAGCGGUGGGGGGCUUCCACCCCCCACCAGCCCUCAGAGCUGCCAUUGCCGAUGUGGACGCCACGCUUGACCAGCUGGCAGUUGUGUCACGCGCACCGUCAGCAGCAGCACCGCAGCAGCAGCAGCAGCAGCAGCAGGUCAUGGCAGCCGCACCUGGCGCCGGCGGGGCUGCUGCGGCUCCCCUGAACUUGCUGCAGCUGCUGGGCCUGGCCCCAAGGGAAGCCGGUCAGGAUGCAGCGGUACCGCUAUUACAGGCCUACUUGCGAGCGCAGUUGGCCGACGGUGCCGUGGAUGGCGCCACUCAGGAUGCAGCCAUGCGGCUGGGCCUGCUGAAACCAGCCGAAGCGGGUGCAGCGCACCCUUGCGGGAUCGGGCGUGAGGAUCCCUUCGGCUGGUUUGCUGCCCUGGAGCGUGAGGAGGCGGAUGUGGUGGUGGAGCGCCUGCACAGCAAGGCUGAGGCGUGCUUUGCUGCAGAUCUGCUGGCCAUCUGGGCGCGCCUCCAACGCAAGUUGCCUCUGCACGUCGGCCACAGGAGCGACUUGGCGUGGCAUGAAUGCCUGCACUUCCCGCUGCACCUGUACAACAGGCUUCUGCCCACGGUGCAGCUGCAGCCCAGCGGGGCAGCCAUUGCAGCCAAGCUGGGUAUGCUACGCGAUUCCGGCGUGCUGCGGUCUCUGGCGGCGACAGUUGGCGGCCACGGUGGCGAAGAUGACUUGUGA
Molecule: messenger RNA, 2373 nt
Organism: Chlorella variabilis
Lineage: Eukaryota; Viridiplantae; Chlorophyta; Trebouxiophyceae; Chlorellales; Chlorellaceae
Exons: 10
Coding region: 1-2373 (790 amino acids)
Source: RefSeq, a predicted model, not a curated record